Molecule: messenger RNA, 1025 nt
Organism: Dendrobium catenatum
Lineage: Eukaryota; Viridiplantae; Streptophyta; Magnoliopsida; Asparagales; Orchidaceae
Product: proteasome subunit alpha type-6
Exons: 9
Coding region: 87-827 (246 amino acids)
Biological process (GO): ubiquitin-dependent protein catabolic process
Cellular component (GO): proteasome core complex; proteasome core complex, alpha-subunit complex; nucleus
Source: RefSeq, a predicted model, not a curated record
ACUAUUCUUUCCGAUCAAGCCGAGCAGACUUCGAGCCCUAAUAAGCAUUUCGAAGAGAUAUUGCUGGAAGAGUAGCGAGUAGAACAAUGAGCCGGGGAACUGGGGCCGGAUACGAUCGCCACAUCACGAUCUUUUCUCCAGAGGGACGCCUCUACCAAGUUGAGUAUGCGUUCAAAGCGGUGAAGGCUGCGGGCGUCACAUCCAUUGGCGUUAGAGGGAAGGAUUCAGUCUGCGUCGUUACGCAGAAGAAGGUUCCGGAUAAGUUGUUGGACCAAACCAGCAUCACUCAUCUCUUUCCUAUUACCAAGUACCUUGGCUUGCUGGCAACUGGGAUUACAGCUGACGCAAGGUCUUUGGUUCAACAAGCAAGGAAUGAAGCAGCAGAAUUCCGGUUCAAAUGGGGAUAUGAGAUGCCUGUUGAUGUUCUUGCCAAGUGGAUAGCUGACAAAUCACAGAUAUAUACACAGCAUGCUUACAUGCGACCACUUGGAGUAGCUGCAAUGAUAUUGGGCAUUGAUGAAGAAAAAGGACCUCAGCUAUUCAAAUGUGACCCAGCUGGUCAUUUUUUUGGUCACAAGGCAACAAGUGCUGGAUUGAAGGAGCAAGAAGCAAUCAAUUUUCUCGAGAAGAAAAUGAAGAAUGAUCCUGCAUUAUCAUAUGAGGAGACUGUGCAGACUGCAAUAUCUGCCCUGCAAUCAGUUCUACAGGAGGACUUCAAGGCCACUGAGAUUGAGGUGGGAGUUGUCAGAAAGGAUGAUCCUAUCUUUAAAGUGCUAUCUACAGAGGAAAUUGAUGAGCACCUGACUGCCAUCAGUGAGCGCGACUGACCGGUUAGUGUCAUCAAAAUUAUAUAUACUUUGUUUCUGAAACGAUGCGUGAGAUUUAGAAUCUGUAAUGGAAAACAACUGUACAUUUCAUGGCCCCCAACCCCACAGUACUCGAAGCUUUUUUUCUGCUAAUUAUGCUCGUCACGUUUCAUAUCUUUCAUGGCUAUGCCAGUGUGCAUUUGGUUUGAUUUGUUAGUA